Molecule: messenger RNA, 1873 nt
Organism: Quercus robur (English oak)
Lineage: Eukaryota; Viridiplantae; Streptophyta; Magnoliopsida; Fagales; Fagaceae
Product: protein FREE1-like
Exons: 10
Coding region: 221-1612 (463 amino acids)
Biological process (GO): intralumenal vesicle formation; multivesicular body assembly
Cellular component (GO): late endosome membrane; ESCRT I complex
Molecular function (GO): ubiquitin binding; metal ion binding
Source: RefSeq, a predicted model, not a curated record
AAAAAAAAAAAAACACAAUUCCGUGUCUCUCUCUCUCCUCUUCCCCUGAAGCUUCAACCUCACUCUCCAUUGAUCAAAUUUCAGAGACUCAAAAACUUUCAAACUUUCAAAUCCCUCUCCUUUUUUUUUUUUCUCCAAUAUUACCAAAAACGCAAAAACUCAUUGUACUUGCGAAAUUCAUAUACUUUUUAUUUGAUUUCAAUUGAUUAGAAUUUCAAAGAUGCAACAGAGCGAUAUCAACGCUUCAAAUUACCAAUAUUAUCAACCUCCUCACUCCCAUUUCCAAAACCCUAACCCUAACCCUAGCUUUGAUCACGAUCUCAAUCCAAUGCCUAAUACGUAUGCCUCUGCUCCUCCGAUUCCAUAUUCCGAUGCCGAUUUUUCCUCUGCAUACCCUCCAUAUCCCCUGAAUCCACAAAGCUAUGAUCCUUCGAGCUAUAUCCACAAUUUUGAUCCCAAUCCAUCGUUUUCGGAUAAUUCGUAUUCGUCUCCAUACGCAAGCAAUUUUGCACCAUCGACGCCGAAUUAUGAUGAGGUUUUGGGUCGUGGUGGAGUUUAUGCUUAUGAUGGUGGUAAUAUUGCCGGGUCCGAGGACUCCGGUAGGUUAGCUUUCGACGAUUAUGGAAGGCCGAUAAAAAUGUCGGGUCCGGAAGACCGGGUUGGUCAGGGACAUUCGGGUAAGGUUAUCAAAGCAAUCCCAAAGACGGAGAUGGAGGAGGAGGAGGAUGUGAAGAGCGGUGUUCGGAAGUUUCGCGUGCAGGUGUUGGCUGAAAAUGGUGGGCAGAGCGAUAUGGAUGUGCUUUGCCAGAUUGGAUUGGAUGGAAUCCGAAUGCUUGAUCCUGCCACCAGUCGGACAUUGAGAAUAUACCCACUUGAGACAGUGACGGCAUGGGAAGUUCUUGAUGCAUCAGUCUUUGCAUUUUGGGCCAAAAGUUCCAUUGACAUGGAACCAAGAUGUAUUAGGCUGUAUUCAAACAGCUACACUACAAAUGCCAUUCUGGACAUGGUGACAGCAGCAGUGGCUCAGCAGCUCAAUGAGAUGGGUGGAAACAAUAAACCUUCAGACUCUUUUAAGGCGUCUGACCACUUGUUGGAGAAGAAGAAAGGCUUUGGUGAUUGGAUGAACUUAGUAAAACCAGGGAAUGAGGAGAAAGAUCAUUGGGUUCCGGAUGAUGCAGUCAACAAGUGCUCAGCAUGCAGCUUAAGUUUUGGAGCUUUUGUGCGAAAGCAUCACUGCAGGAAUUGUGGGGAUAUUUUUUGUGAUACGUGUACCCAAGGUAGAAUUGCUCUCACUGCAGAUGACCAAGCUCCACCUGUUCGAGUGUGUGACCAAUGCAUGGCUGAAGUUACUCAAAGGCUGAGUUAUGGGAGGGAAACAUCUGAAGGAAAUGCUAAAAUGCAUAGUCACGAAGAUCUUGCAAAGAAGCUUCAGGAGGAGAUGGGAAGAAAUCGCAAGACAUCAGGUUUGGAGUCUGAUGGACCUGGGAUGCAGAUGAGCGAGGUUGCCUGUCCAAUUUGCACUGUCCAUUUGAAGGUUCAGGUUCCGAGCACUGGUUCUGAGACUAUAGAGUGCAGUGUUUGCCAGCAUCCGUUCCUUGUGAGUGCUCAUUAGCCUGCCAUGCCUCUUUAAUUCUUGACAUCAAUACCAAGACUGAUAUACCAUAAGAGUUCAUACUCCAUACUUCCCUUGUAUGUAGUUGAUUGUUUCAGCCUUGUAAUAUGUAUAUUUUGUUCGAUGAAAGUUAUCAAUUUCGCCCCAUAGCUAUUUCUGAUAGUGUCCCUGUAUUCAUUUUGAGAUCUUUGUUCUUUACCCAUUCAUGGGUUGUAUGAACAAUAACGUAUAUUGUUAAAUUAUUUAUUUAUUUAUUUAUUU